This is a messenger RNA of Triticum dicoccoides, 2075 nucleotides long. RefSeq lists its product as uncharacterized. The transcript is spliced from 3 exons. Lineage: Eukaryota; Viridiplantae; Streptophyta; Magnoliopsida; Poales; Poaceae. Bases 348 to 1412 code for a protein of 354 amino acids. The record is from RefSeq and is a predicted model, not a curated record.
UAUCGGCAUCCUAAUUUUUUGUUCACGGAGAAAUAAAGAAGAAAAAAACAGAGAAAAGCAGGGUGGACCAAGUUUUUGUUUUUGAGGAACGUGAAACAGAGUGGACCACGUAAAUAGCAAAGUGAGAGCCCACCGGAAAGCCCACUGGUAAUUCUGCGCCGUGAAGGAAAAAACACAUUCGAAGGAAAUGAAAAAAAAAUACCAAGUUAUCUUCACCAUCAUCAAUCAAAAGAUAAAUCCAUCAAGAAAAAGUCAAUCAAAAAAGAAAAGGGAAAAAACGAAACAGCGGGCCAGGAGAGACAUCGAGGGUUUGCGCUGCCGCCGGCGCGAUCUGCUUCGCGGCAGCGAUGGGGCCCGACGAGCGCAACCAACCGCGCGAGCCCCUGCUUGCCGCCGCGCCCCCACAGGCCAAUCCGCAAUCCCCCUGCGCUGCCCCCCUGCUAAAACCCUCCACGGCGGCCGCCGCCGUGGGCUCGCCCAACGCAACCGUUCUGGACGACGGAUCCCCACCAAGACAACUCCCAGGAAACAUGAUGACUUUUAUGUGUCUAUGCAACACCCAGCCGCUUGAAGAAUUUUUGAUUGACUGCCCACUUGUAUAUACCGUGUCUAUAUUUGGCGGCGAAAUGUCUGAAGCUGCAACAGACCAUGGCAGGUGUCUGUUUCAGGCCAUCAUGGCUGAUAUAUUAAAGAACCACUUGGAUAAUAUCAGCUGGGAUGGGGCAUUCAGUAUUGCCGAUGUUCUGAUCGUUAAGCAUGAAGAGUACGUAAAUGUGAAGAUACAAAAGGAACCUGUCAAGUUUGAAGGUAGAAGACAGCUUGAGGCCAGAGUCAAAGACCUGAACAGAGCUGCUGCGGUUUUCAUACCAUUGUACCAGAACAGUAAUGGUGUUUUGCCAGUUUUCUUUGACCAGCUCAAAGAAGAUCUAGAGGAAGCGACUAUUGAGCUUGUUGAGGAGAAGUGGUUCAUCAAAUAUUUGACUUAUCAUGUUGCCUUUAUGCCCUCGGCUGCACGUAUGUACUUUGAGAUGAUGCUGAACUGUCGAAACUGUGGCAUCCUAAGGUCCAUUAUGCUAUCAAGGCCUGUUGGAAAUGAUUGGAAAGCACUUGUGAAAUCGACGAAAGGGGAUAGCAUUACUCUUCUUCAUGAUGUGUUCUCUGACAGUAAUCCUCCUACUGAGGAGAGGCCUGAUAGAUAUGAAAGCACAGUACGUGGGCUUCUCACAUUUAUUAAAGAUGUCCUUGAGCAUGGUAAAGACCCUGUGGAAGUCGUUCAGAUAGAGUUUUACCUUGCAAGAACGUUCCCUUUUUUAAUUCCAGGCUUAUUGCGAACCUUCUUGCAGCAUGGAAUAAUGAAACAACAUUUUGCAGAUAUUUGGUCAUGUUUUAAAGUGGUUCCAUGUUCCAAAUGAUCAUGAGGGGAGAAGGUAUGUAUUCACGGAUCCAUUGUCUUGGAACGUUUCAAGAUUUAGUGCAUGUAGAGUUGCUCAUGUUAUAUUGAGAAUGUGUAAUUUGAUCUGUCUGAAAGUCCUAUUGUUUUAGCCAGCACAUAGAUUGUGCACGUAUCUCUUAAAUGUGCUCUUAUGAACCGUCAGGUUGUGGUUUGCAUGAUGAAGUUUUUAAGGUUGCAGCUCCUUCCAAUUUCUAUAAAUGAGCGAUUUAUUGAAGGACCAAAUGGGUCAAUGAUGAAGCGUUGUGUAUGAAGAUGUACAUCUUGUGCUUCUGUGCCAUUUCAAAUAUACGACGGGUUGUGUUUCUAUCUAUUUGGCGGAUGCAGCAAUUAAUACUCCCUCUGUAAAGAAAUAUAAGAGUAGUGAUCUAAACACUCUUAUAUAUAUUUCAUUAGAGAGGGAGUAUAUACAUUUUAACUCCACUGGUUGUUAGCUGGUACACUAAGUACAAAAGAACACACUGUUUGAGAUGCGCAGCCUCUAAUACAUCUGCACUCAUAAUUCUGUAUUGUAAUAGCAAAAGUUUGUACAGCAUGCUUUCGGAAGCUAAAGGUUGACUUGUUCGAUAUGCUCGAUCAUCGUAAUGUAAAGGCCUAUUAUUUCCCUGCUUAUGAGUUGGAUGCA